Molecule: messenger RNA, 2770 nt
Organism: Bombina bombina (fire-bellied toad)
Lineage: Eukaryota; Metazoa; Chordata; Amphibia; Anura; Bombinatoridae
Gene: BLVRA
Product: biliverdin reductase A
Exons: 8
Coding region: 252-1124 (290 amino acids)
Biological process (GO): heme catabolic process
Cellular component (GO): cytoplasm
Molecular function (GO): nucleotide binding; biliverdin reductase [NAD(P)H] activity; zinc ion binding
Source: RefSeq, a predicted model, not a curated record
CUUAGAUGGUUUGUCGAAAUAGCCAAGUCGCGCUGCUUGAGCAGGAUGUGUUGUGUAACAACUCUGUAGUUCUAUGCACGAGCUUGAGAGUUUGGAACUUGUGCUGUGGGCGCGCCCGGUUAUCAGUUCUUUACAAGCGAUAGAAGCCGUGUAGGUCUGGUUAUGAAAGCACAGUAAUUAGGUGGAUUCAUUCACUGCUCACUUGCAGGCUGCUGUCAGUUCAGAAGACUUGCAUCUAAACUAAGACAACAAUGUUCGGGGCUGUGGUUGUUGGAGUUGGAAUUGCUGGGUCUGUGCGAAUCAGGGACCUCCUCAGUCCACUGCAGUCUAGUGCCGCAGAAGCACUGAAACUCAUUGGCUUUGUAUCUAGGAGACCCCUUGGCCAAUUUAAUGAUGUAAAGCAGGUCAGCCUUGAAGAUGCACUGAAGAGUGAGUCUGUUCAUGCCGCCAUAAUCUGCACAGAUAAUCAAAACCACGAAGAAAGUAUCAGGCAAUUCCUAGAGAAUGAUAAACACGUCCUUGUGGAGUACCCGAUGGCACUUUCUGCAGAUGCAGCACAUGAUUUGUGGAAGCUAGCUGAGAAAGAAGGUAAAGUUCUGCACGUGGAGCACAUUGAGCUUCUCACAGAGGAAUACAAACAGCUAAAAAAGGAAGUUGAAGGAAAGACCCUGUUGGAAGGAGAGCUUCAUUUCACUGGUGGACCUUUAGAUGAAGAGCAUUUUGGAUUUCCAUCAUUUAGUGGUAUUGCCCGCUUAACCUGGCUAGUAGACCUCUUUGGGGAUCUGACUCUCACCUCAGCAACCAGGGAAGAGCAAAAGGAUACAAAUUAUUCUAAAUUAACAGCAAAUUUCCUCACUAGAGAGAACAGGCCAUUGACUUGGAUUGAAGAGAGAGCACCAGGAAUGAAACGUGGCAAAAAGGUUCACUUCACCUUCACUACAGGGAUACUGGAAACUUUACCUGCACCACCCAGGGCAUCUAUUGGGCCAUUUAUGCAAGAUCAGAUCUUGUUUGCAAGGAAGCUCCUGGGGCAGGUACCCAGAGAAGAGCUGGCAGCAGAAAAGAAACGCAUCCUCCGUUGUCUUGACUUAGCAGAGGCGAUCCGACAACAGUGCAAAAAGUGAAACCUUAUUUACACCUCAAAAGUUGAAGCAUGUAACUGAGGUUAUACUCGUAGAUUUUUCUCCAUUGCCUGAAACGUUGCAGCUAUAUUUAUAUGUAUUUAACAUAUGUUCUAGCUUAUCAGUAUGUGAUACUUUGUCAUUUAAAUGAAAGUGCAUUGUCAUAGCAAAAAUAAUAGAAACUCUUUUAUUAAAUGUCACAACUGGAACUCACAAGAAUAAGUCAGCGAUGUCAUAGAUCUGUAAAAAAAAGUUCAAUCUUUGUACGUGUUGUCUCCAACUACCUAGCCUCAAAAACUUAUGUUUUGUUACACUGUUAUAUACAAUGUGCACUCCAAAGGAAAUUUUUUUUUUUUUUUUAUCUAUACAUCAUAUUCUAUUAACAUUGAUGUAAAUGUAAUUAAAUUGCAAAAGGAUGUUAGAAAAAACAGCUCAUUACAAAAUAGUAGCUUUGGUGAGAUUCGUUUUAUGUGUGUUUGUAUGUAUAUAUGUAUGGGAUAUAUAUAUAUAUAUAUAUUUAAACAAUUAAUAAAUUCCUAAUUGCCUUGUAAGGUAAAUCUACAUGUUAUGAUUACUAACAUUUCCUAGUAGUUUUAAUCCUCCCAACAAACAAACAAAACAAAAGCAACAGCUAUAAUUUGUAGAUGUAGCUCGUCAUGAAAACUGACAACUUUCUCUCCAGUAAGAAAAUCCUCUCCAGUACCAACAAUAACGUAUACAGUUUAUUCUGUACCAUUAGAAGACAUAAACUUAAGUACUUAAGUGCCGUAGAAUAUAAACUGUAGUGAUGCCUUACUUUUAUGCAGCUAGAUUAGGUACUGUACUUGUGCCAUGUGUGUUUUAGGCAGUAAUUUAAUGGCAGCCAGAGUGCUGUAUCGGGAUUAUAUGGCUUUUGGUACAAUACUUGUUACUUUGAUGCCUGUGUGUAUGUUGCUGAUAGAGAGGCUGCAGUGAUAGGGAAUUAGUAUUUAAAAAUAAUAAAACAUGACAAUAUGUGCCCUAUAUGUUCUUUGCAUUAGCUGGUUUGAAAAGUGCCUACUCCUUUUUUUUUUUUUAAUGGACGCUUCUUUACAAUACUUUGCCUUUACUACAGGGGUUAUAGGCCUCUCAAAACUGCACUUCUUCCUGAACUGCAUACUUUUUUUCUAGCUGCACAUUAUGCUGGAAAUCGUAGUACCCAUUGGGCUUAGAUGAGAUAAGCUGCCACCUGCCCUGAUUACAUUUAAAUUGGGUUAAAGGCAUAAGGCAUUAUGGUGGUUUCAUAAGGGCUCAAUAAUCCAUUCUCCAGGAGGACCAGUUAUUUCAUGAUGCCAUGAACACCGUGGUGCGUGGGUAUUUUGAGACCUGAUAUAUAAAUCACACUCUCUAUCUUUUAUAUCCUUAUAUAUAUAUGAUCUUAACAGAUGCCUGAAAUUCUUCUCGCUCUUAGAUUUUGAACAAGUGUGUUGAAAAAGCAAAACACAAUCAGAAGAAAAUGGUAAAAAAAAGUUAUUAUAUUCUAAAAUUUACAAUUGUCUGUAUUAAGUCUUGUAUUAAUUCACUAUAAUGUUUCACACCCUGAUUUGUUUUUAUUUGCCACUAACAAACCCAAGGUCUCCUUCAUAAGUGUAACAAAUUGAAACAAUAAUAAAAAUGUUAACUACAAUAAA